Molecule: messenger RNA, 363 nt
Organism: Rotaria socialis
Lineage: Eukaryota; Metazoa; Rotifera; Eurotatoria; Philodinida; Philodinidae
Source: the annotation of a GenBank genome assembly
AUGCAGAAUUUGAUUGUAUUUAUCAUUGUUGUCAUUUUGACUAUACAUGUACAAUUCUUAAUUGGUUUACCGUUGAUCAAUGAUGAUGAAACUUAUAGUGAUCAAAAAUCAAAACGUUCUGAUGAACCUUUACUUCCGAAUGGAAAUUUUUCUUUAGUUACAAACGAAAAACUACUUAAACUACAAGAACUUGCUGAUGCUGUACAUGAUCCAAAAUUACAUGAUUUAUAUCGUGCAGUAAAUCAUUAUGUACAGAUGGCUAAAAAGAAUAAUGAAUAUGUACUUUGGAAAUAUGAUGCUAAUCAAGAAGGUCUUGUUCUUGUACUUAAACAAAAUCUAAAUGGCAUUCUUUACUAUGGUUAA